Molecule: messenger RNA, 1294 nt
Organism: Coregonus clupeaformis (lake whitefish)
Lineage: Eukaryota; Metazoa; Chordata; Actinopteri; Salmoniformes; Salmonidae
Product: vesicle-associated membrane protein 2
Exons: 5
Coding region: 571-918 (115 amino acids)
Biological process (GO): vesicle fusion; SNARE complex assembly; vesicle-mediated transport
Cellular component (GO): SNARE complex; plasma membrane
Molecular function (GO): syntaxin binding; SNAP receptor activity
Source: RefSeq, a predicted model, not a curated record
CCUAGAGGUUCACAAAAGCAAGUCAGAGCAGCUGUAGUUUUUUUGGGAUGAAAUUAUAAUUUCAGCGAGAGAGAGCGCGCACGUUUCCGUUCGCUAUAUUUUUGCAAUAGUCAACUACAUAGCUCCAAAACCUUGGUUCUAAAGAGUUUUGACUUUAAAAAUAUAUAUACAAAUAUAUGGUUGUAAAAUAUAUGGUUAUAAAAAUAAAAAUAUAUAUAUAUAGGUUUCUAUAUAUUUUUUUACAACCAUCGAUUGGGACCAUUAUAUCCAGGGAACCUGCUGCAUCACUGUGUACAGACUGCGAGUCGUGCUUCAAAGACGCGUCAACAUUUUCCACAGGCGUAGGCUCGCAGUUUCAGGAGAGAGUUUGUAAGAAAUUGGACCAAAGUGACAGAAGCCUGCUGGAUUUCUACGGAGUAUUGAAACAAUCGUUCGCUUGCCUGUGGAUAGUAUUACGUUCACAAAUAUACUGUAGCUAUAGUGUAUCUCUCUCUCUCUUUCUCGUGCGCGCCUUCCCCCACUCCCUACUCCCCCUUGACAACGGAUUAUUAUAAAGCUGCUACCAUCGACAUGUCGACCACAGAUGCAGGAACCCCGGGAGCCCCUGAGGGAGAAGGGGGGCCCCCGGCCCCAGCCCCCAACCUCACCAGUAACCGACGACUACAGCAGACGCAGGCACAGGUGGACGAGGUAGUAGACAUCAUGCGUGUGAACGUGGACAAGGUGUUGGAGAGGGAUCAGAGACUGUCGGAGCUGGACGACAGGGCUGACGCUCUGCAGGCCGGGGCCUCACAGUUUGAGAGCAGCGCUGCCAAGCUGAAGAACAAAUACUGGUGGAAAAACCUCAAGAUGAUGAUCAUAAUGGCUAUCAUAGGAGUCAUAUGUGUUGGCGUUGUCUUCUUGUAUUUCUAUUACUGAGCUGGUCUCUUCUGGGACGGACAACAAGCGCAAGACCAGAUACCAGAAUGAAGCCAAAUCCACGAGUGUGAAUCCUGCCUUCCCUUUCCUCCUCCUCUCCUUCAUCCCUCUCUUCUUACCGAUGCCUUCCAUCCAUAACCACCAUGCACGUGUAGACGUUGGCGCAGUGCCUCUCCCUCUUCUUUCCUCACGGUCGUUCUCUGCCGUUGUGUCCUUGAGCGAGGUACUUAAGCCCUACAAUUGCUCUGGCGGCGCUGCUUUGUGGCUGACGCUGUGCUGCUCCGGACAUUGUGGGUGGGUGUAAGGUUUGGUAUUGUGACAGCAAAUUGAUCGACUUCUGUUGUAAAAUGGACAAUAAAGUAUCUAUUCUAUUGUU